Molecule: messenger RNA, 10847 nt
Organism: Coregonus sp. 'balchen'
Lineage: Eukaryota; Metazoa; Chordata; Actinopteri; Salmoniformes; Salmonidae
Source: the annotation of a GenBank genome assembly
AUGGUGAGGGGUGAGGAUUUAUAGCAAUGCUUUUCUUUUCAGAUCUGAGCACAAUUUUGAUCGUGCUGCAUUUUCUCCUUAGAAAUUGCUCUUUAUUUAGACAAAAUUGUCAUUGAUGUUCUUGAAUGUGAUGAUGUGUGGAUAUGAUACACUAUAUGUACAGUUGUGGUCAAGAGUUUUGAGAAUGACAGAAGUAUUGGUCUUUAUAAAGUUUGCUGCUUCAGUGUUUUUAGAUAUUUUUGUCAGAUGUUACUAUGGUAUACUGAAGUAUAAUUACAAGCAUUCCAUAAGUGUCAAAGGCUUUUAUUGACAAUUACAUUAAGUUUAUGCAAAGAGUCAAUAUUUGCAGUGUUGACCCUUCUUUUUCAAGACCUCUGCAAUCUGCCCUGGCAUGCUGUCAAUUAACUUCUGGGCCACAUCCUGACUGAUGGCAGCCCAUUCUUGCAUAAUCAAUGCUUGGAGUUUGUCAGAAUUUGUGGGUUUUUGUUUGUCCACCCGCCUCUUGAGGAUUGACCACAAGUUCUCAAUGGGAUUAAGGUCUGAGGAGUCCUGGCCAUGGAACCAAAAUGUCGAUGUUUUGUUCCCCGAGCCACUUAGUUAUCACUUUUGCCUCAUGGCAAGGUGCUCCAACAUGCUGGAAAAGGCAUUGUUCGUCACUAAACUGUUCUUGGAUGGUUGGGAGAGGUUGCUCUCGGAGGAUGUGUUGGUACCAUUCUUUAUUCAUGGCUGUGUUCUUAGGCAACAUUGUGAGUGAGCCCACUCCCUUGGCUGAGAAGCAACCCCACACAUGAAUGGUGUCAGGAUGCUUUACUGUUGGCAUGACACAGGACUGAUGGUAGCGCUCACCUUGUCUUCUCCGGACAAGCUUUUUUCCAGAUGCCCCAAACAAUCGGAAAGGGGAUUCAUCAGAGAAAAUGACUUUAACCCAGUCCUCAGCAGUCCAAUCCCUGUACCUUUUGCAGAAUAUCAGUCUGUCCCUGAUGUUUUUCCUGGAGAGAAGUGGCUUCCUCGCUGCCCUUCUUGACACCAGGCCAUCUCCAAAAGUAUUCGCCUCACUGUGCGUGCAGAUGCACUCACACCUGCCUGCUGCCAUUCCUGAGCAAGCUCUGCACUGGUGGUGCCCCGAUCCCGCAGCUGAAUCAACUUUAGGAGAUGGUCCUGGCGCUUGCUGGACUUUCUUUGGCGCCCUGAAGCCUUCUUCACAACAAUUGAACCUCUCUCCUUGAAGUUCUUGAUGAUCCGAUAAAUGGUUGAUUUAGUUGCAAUCUUACUAGCAGCAAUAUCCUUGCCUGUGAAGCACUUUUUGUGCAAAGCAAUGAUGAUGGCACGUAUUUCCUUGCAGGUAACCAUGGUUAACAGAGGAAGAACAAUGAUUUCAAGCACCACCCUCCUUUUAAAGCUUCCAGUCUGUUAUUCUAACUCAAUCAGCAUGACAGAGUGAUCUCCAGCCUUGUCCUCGUCAACACUCUUACCUGUGUUAACGAGAGAAUCACUGACAUGAUGACAGCUGGUCCUUUUGUGGCAGGGCUGAAAUGCAGUGGAAAUGUUUUUGGGGGAUUAAGUUCAUUUUCAUGGCAAAGAGGGACUUUGCAAUUAAUUGCAAUUCAUCUGAUCACUCUUCAUAACAUUCUGGAGUAUAUGGAAAUUGCCAUCAUAAAAACUGAGGCAGCAGACUUUGUGAAAAUUAAUAUUUGUGUCAUUCUCAAAACUUUUGACCACGACUGUACAAAAGUAUGUGGACACUCCUUCAAAUGAGUGGAUUUGGCUAUUUCAGCCACACCUGUUGCUGACACGUGUAUAAAAUCGAGCACACAGCCAUGCAAUUUCCAUAGACAAACAUUGGCAGUAGAAUGGCCUUACUGAAGAGCUCACUGACUUUCAACGUGGCACCAUCAUAGGAUGCCACCUUUCCAACAAGUCAGUUCAUCACAUUUCUGACCUGUUAGAGCUGCCCCGGUCAAAUCUAAGUGCUGUUAUUGUGAAGUGGAAAUGCUACCUGCCCGAAUGCAAAGUGCCAACUGUAAAGUUUGGUGGAGGAGGAAUAAUUGUAUUUUUUUACUUUACUUUAUUUAGUAAAUAUUUUCUUAACUCUAUUUCUUGAACUGCAUUGUUGGUUAAGGGCUUGUAAGUAAGCAUUUCACGGUAAGGUCUACACCUGUUGUAUUCGGCGCCUGUGACAAAUAAAAUGUGAUUAGAUUUGAUGGGGCGGCAGGUAGCUUAGUGGUUAAGAGCGUUGUGCCAGUAACUGAAAGGUCGCUGGUUCUAAACCCCGAGCCAACUAGGUGAAAAAUCUGUCGAUGUGCCCUUGAGCAAGGCACUUAACCCUAAUUGCUCCUGUAAAUCGCUCUGGAUAAGAGCGUCUGCUAAAUGACGUAAAUGUAAAUAAUGGUCUGGAGCUGUUUUUCAUGAUUCGGGCUAGGCUCCCUUAGUUCCAGUGAAGGGAAAGCUUAACGCUACAGCAUACAAUUACAUUCUAGACGAUUCUGUGCUUCCAAAUUUGUGGCAACAGUUUGGGAAAGGCCCUUUCCUGUUUCAGCAUGACAAUGCCCCCAUGCACAAAGCGAGGUCCAUACAGAAAUGGUUUGUCGAGGUCGGUGUGGAAGAACUUGACUGGCCUGCACAGAGCCCUGACCUCAACCCCAUCGAACACGUUUGGGAUGAAUUGGAACGCCGACUGCGAGCCAGGCCUAAUCGCCCAACAUCAGUGCCCGACUUUGCUAAUGCUCUUGUGGCUGAAUGAAAGCAAGUCCCCGCAGCAAUGUUCCAACAUCAAGUGGACAGUCUUCCCAGAAGAGUGGAGGCUGUUAUAGCAGCAAAGGGGGGACCAAUUCAUGUAGUGUAUGUGGCAGAUAUCUGUUCUGUCUUCUGCUCUAACCAGUCAUUCUGUCUCUUUUGUUAGAUGAUGCAGCUGACCCGCGUGUUUGCCUUAUCUGUGGAGACCGUGCCACAGGCCUGCACUAUGGCAUCAUCUCCUGCGAGGGCUGCAAGGGCUUCUUCAAGCGCAGCAUCUGCAACAAGCGCGUGUACCGCUGCAGCCGGGACAAGAACUGCGAAAUGUCACGCAAGCAACGCAACCGCUGCCAAUACUGCCGUCUGCUCAAGUGUCUACAGAUGGGAAUGAACCGCAAAGGUAAGGGGAGACCAAAGAGGCAGAGUGACAAGCAGAUGAGAGCCACACAUGCAGAGUCCUAGAUUGUUCUAGAACCACAGAUUACAUUAUAAGAGCUCCAACAGCUGUCAGCGCUCAAUUAGCUCUGUAGGUAUGUAGCUAGUGCCCUCUGCUGGAUUGACUGUGUAAGUGAACGUUCUAAUUUCAUUGUACUAUUUCCUGAUUUUCUCCUGUGGCACAAUCAGAGCAGCCACCACCAGGGAGAGCCAUAGUACCGACGUUGCUAUCGCAACCCCCAAGGAAUUGGACUUUGCGUUUUGAAACCCAAACAUACUAUUUUAAUUGUACUUUGUGUUGUGUAUGCCCUGCACCUCUUCCCCAUAUAUUUUGUUGGGGUGCUUAUGGCUGUUCUUUGUGUUUUCCAGCAAUCAGGGAAGAUGGGAUGCCAGGAGGGAGAAACAAAAGCAUUGGGCCUGUCCAGGUAAAUAGUCACUGCGCACUCAACUACAGCUAACUAUCAGUUUCCAACAGUGCCUUUGAGAUUUCAGAAUUUGAAUCCGUUCCUUUUCAAUUGAAUUUGCUUAGAACCCAUUGUUGACAGUGAUUUUAUGCUCAUAUUCACAUAUAAUUUCAUUAGCUGGCUUUGAACAAGGUAAUUGGGAAAAUCAGCAUCCCUUAUUGCUUGCAGCACCAGUCAUUAUUUACAAUGUUCCAUCUAUGCUAUUAACAUUAGAUGGAGAAUUAGCCAUGCUUUUCAACAGUAAUUUUGGCAUAGCCAAGAUAGAGUAAUUGCCUUUAAGACUAAAUUAUAUUGUUUUGAAAUGCAUGCAUGUAAAGUAGUGAGUGUGUGAAAGAAUGCGUGUUGGUGUGGGUUGAUUGUCAAAUCUCAUAUCAGGGAAAAUGCCUUGAAGGAGAUAUGAAGGAGAGGAGCGGGGUGGCGAAAGAGAAUACUACUUUUCAAUUCACAUUUCAUCCUUACCUUACCUUUCGUUGUGGCUGGCAACGCGACAUUCUUGUUCCACAGCUCAAAUUCACCUCAAAUGUCACAGUAGCCACUAGCCAGUAAGCACAAACUAUUUAACAAUGACAGAAACUUUUCUUCUAAAACAUGUUACACUAUUGAAUAAUGCAACCAAACCAUAUUACACUCUUGAAUAAGGCAACAAUGUGCAGACAAUGAAAGGGUUUAUCUUCUUGUCGGUAGGCUAAUCUAAAUACAUUUUAGCUUCAAGACAAAAGCACAGAGUUGGUAUAACAGCAUGUCUUCAUCAAGUCACGUUAGCCUAUUAGAAAUGAACGAUUAACCCUCUCAUAUGGAUAUAAAAGUACAGUAGGCCUACCUUACAACAUUACAACAAACCAGGUUUAAUUUUUAUCCUGUUUUUAUAGCCUAAGCUAUGCAUUUAUAGCCUAAAAUAGGCCCAUUUAUUUGUGUUCUGAGAAAAUGUGAAUGUGAUCAAAUUUGGUUUAUAUUCAAACUUCGGGUGGCUAGGCUACCUACCUACCUUUUUAAUCCACAUUUAUUGACUGGAAUUAAUCAAUCACCACAAUAGUGAUGACAUACUGUAUGGGUACCUUUUUAAUACACUACAACUAGGGUCCGGAGUUGGUUAGGUUAGCCUACUACCAGAUCAGGAAAAACUCUGGGCCCCAGGAAAACAAAUGUUACAAAUGAAAAAACAUAUCCUAUUUGGAUGAUCUACAUUUUACAUGUUUUUGGUGGUGGGGAUAGGCUUCCAUAGUUUUACGUGGCUCAGUGAAGCCGGAACCUACUGUGACAAUUUCAGAAUGUAACAGGCUGUUACUGAAAUUUCAGGCAAAAACUCAAUAAAACAAGUCUGAAACAUUAAGAAAAUGUCUAUACAUUUCAGCUGUUUCAAAAACAUUGCUCUGCUAUUACCAUUUAUACUGUAGGAGUUUUGGCUCAACGAGACAAUUGUGUUUACACUGCCCUGCUUUAAGGGGGGCAACUGUUGGGCUAGUGUUGUGCGCUACAUUCAGAGGUAGCGGUUGAGACGUAGCAAGUACGCAAGUUUACAUCUGACUAAUAUGUGUAGCUUACGGUAUUUUUACGAAAAGUGUAGUAAGUGUGAAGAGGCUCUUAGUCUUGAUAUGCUAAUGCUCUGCAAAUGGCUUUGUAGAUGAUGUUCUCUGUAUAGUGUUUAUGAGGUGGUAAGGACAGCCAUGGUCCUCUAUUGUUGGUACUUUAGCCUUGUGUGUGUGUGUUUUUGGUUUUACUAUGCUUGUGAGGACGAGAAGUCCUCAAAAGAAUAGUAAAACAAGGAACAUUCUGACAAGUGGGGACAUUUUGAUACUCCCCACAAGGGAAAAAUUAUAUUUUAGGCUUAGGGCUUAGGUUUAGGGUUACAAUUAGGGUUAGGAUUUGGGGUUAAGGUUAGGGUUAGGUUAAGGGUUAGGGUUAGGGGUUAGGGAAAAUAGGAUUCCCACAAGAACAGUAAAACAAACGUGUGUGUGUGUGUUUGUGUGUGUGUUUGUGGUGUGUGUGUGUGUGUGUUUCCUUGUGCCUCUGUGGAACAACUUGUCCUAGGAUAAUUACACCCUGGAUAACAGUGUUAUGUUAAUCCAUUCAGAUGUCUCUCUCUCUCUCUCUCUUUAUCUUUCUCCUUCUCUCUCUCUCUGCUCUCUCUCUCUCCCUCUCAUUCUCUCUCUCUCAGAUCACAGAUGAAGAGAUUGAGCGGAUCAUGUCGGGACAGGAGUUCAAGGAGGAAGCCAGUCUCCCGGAGCACACCUGGAGCAACAACGGUGACAGUAGUGACCACAGUUCUCCUAGCAACGGCGCCUCCGAGGGCAACCAGCCAUCACCUGCUUCCACUCUAUCAUCCAAGUGAGUUAGCAACUCGUCUACAUGAGGGAGCAUCUUAACCAUUUUCAGCAGUUAGUCCAUGAAUGAGAUAAUUAACUGCCCCUCACAUUGUAACACCUCAUAGCCUAGUUUUUGCCAAGUUUUGGCCAAGUUUGCCACAAAAAGAAUGUCUGAAUGCAAUCUAUUCAGACUUAGCAGCGAUAUCUGUAGAUUGAAUUCAGCCCAUUAUCUGCUGUUCUUGGAGACAUGCCAAACAUAGUCUACAUAGUGCAGUGGUAUGUAUUUACAUCUCUCUGUGUAACCAUCAACUUAUCUAUAUCAACCAUGUACUCUGAUUAUGUUAGAAAUGCAUAGAAACAAUUACUCAUCAAAUCUCAACAACAGAGGCACACUUACAGUGGGGCAAAAAAGUAUUUAGUCAGCCACCAAUUGUGCAAGUUCUCCCACUUAAAAAGAUGAGAGAGGCCUGUAAAUUUAAUCAUAGGUACACGUCAACUAUGACAGACAAAAUGAGAAAAAAAAAUCCAGAAAAUCACAUUGUAGGAUUUUUUAUGAAUUUAUUUGCAAAUUAUGGUGGAAAAUAAGUAUUUGGUCAAUAACAAAAGUUUCUCAAUACUUUGUUAUAUACCCUUUGUUGGCAAUGACACAGGUCAAAUGUUUUCUGUAUGUCUUCACAAGGUUUUCAUACACUGUUGCUGGUAUUUUGGCCCAUUCCUCCAUGCAGAUCUCCUCUAGAGCAGUGAUGUUUUGGGGCUGUCGCUGGGCAACACAGACUUUCAACUCCCUCCAAAGAUUUUCUAUGGGGUUGAGAUCUGGAGACUGGCUAGGCCACUCCAGGACCUUGAAAUGCUUCUUACGAAGCCACUCCUUCGUUACCCGGGCGGUUUGUUUGGGAUCAUUGUCAUGCUGAAAGACCCAGCCACGUUUCAUCUUCAAUGCCCUUGCUGAUGGAAGGAGGUUUUCACUCAAAAUCUCACGAUACAUGGCCCCAUUCAUUCUUUCCUUUACACGAAUCAGUCGUCCUGGUCCAUUUGCAGAAAAACAGCCCCAAAGCAUGAUGUUUCCACCCCCAUGCUUCACAGUAGGUAUGGUGUUCUUUGGAUGCAACUCAGCAUUCUUUGUCCUCCAAACACGACGAGUUGAGUUUUUACCAAAAAGUUCUAUUUUGGUUUCAUAUGACAUUCUCCCAAUCCUCUUCUGGAUCAUCCAAAUGCACUCUAGCAAACUUCAGACGGGCCUGGACAUGUACUGGCUUAAGCAGGGGGACACGUCUGGCACUGCAUGAUUUGAGUCCCUGGCGGCGUAGUGUGUUACUGAUGGUAGGCUUUGUUACUUUGGUCCCAGCUCUCUGCAGGUCAUUCAUUAGGUCCCCCCGUGUGGUUCUGGGAUUUUUGCUCACCGUUCUUGUGAUCAUUUUGACCCCACGGGGUGAGAUCUUGCGUGGAGCCCCAGAUCGAGGGAGAUUAUCAGUGGUCUUGUAUGUCUUCCAUUUCCUAAUAUUUGCUCCCACAGUUGAUUUCUUCAAACCAAGCUGCUUACCUAUUGCAGAUUCAGUCUUCCCAGCCUGGUGCAGGUCUACAAUUUUGUUUCUGGUGUCCUUUGACAGCUCUUUGGUCUUGGCCAUAGUGGAGUUUGGAGUGUGACUGUUUGAGGUUGUGGACAGGUGUCUUUUAUACUGAUAACAAGUUCAAACAGGUGCCAUUAAUACAGGUAACAAGUGGAGGACAGAAGAGCCUCUUAAAGAAGAAGUUACAGGUCUAUGAGAGCCAGAAAUCUUGCUUGUUUGUAGGUGACCAAAUACUUAUUUUCCACCAUAAUUUGCAAAUAAAUUCAUUAAAAAUCCUACAAUGUGAUUUUCUGGAAUUUGUUUUCUCAAUUUGUCUGUCAUAGUUGACGUGUACCUAUGAUGAAAAUUACAGGCCUCUCUCAUCUUUUUAAGUGGGAGAACUUGCACAAUUGGUGGCUGACUAAAUACUUUUUUUCCCCACUGUAUGAGAUACCAGAGCAUAAUUGAUGGCAUUUAGUGUAAGUACAGUAUUUAUUUGAAGGAGUAUUGUGAGUGAAGUGUCUGACCAUUGUGUUUUCUCUGUCCAGUCGUUCUAUAGAGAUGAAUGGCGGCUACACGGCUGCUGUCAGGGACCAGUAUAUCAACACCCCCAUGAACACCCCCUACCAGCUGCUACCUCACCUCUUUAGCUACGCUGCCCAGUCAGGCCUGCUGGCCCCCCAGCCCUGCAGCCUCUACCCCCAGUCACACCCCCUGGUGCUGCAGCUAGUAGCUGCAGAGGACCUGACUCCACUGGCCACCCCCAUGCUGAUAGAGGACGGGUGAGUAGGCCUGCUUAACCUGACAUAUCUGCUGAGCAAUGAAACUGUGGCAUGUAUUUCACAUAACAAUUUCAGCAGACAUCUAUUCGGAAAUGUGUUUUAGAAACGUGUGUUCCAUUAUACAAUAUUAAUUUUCUGACCAUGUGACCAGGUCAGCCAAAGCUCCUGGCCUAAUACAAUAAUAUGAACAGCAUGCUGUUAUGAAUCCUGUUGAUAUUCAUAGCCAGGCCUCUCUGUCUCCUUGUUAUGUGUGUCAGGUACAAGGUGACUCAGGUGGAGUUGUUUGCACUGCUGUGUCGUCUGGCCGACGAGCUGCUGUUCCGUCAGAUCUCGUGGAUCAAGAAGCUGCCAUUCUUCUGUGAGCUGUCCAUCGAGGACUACACCUGUUUACUCAGCUCCACCUGGCAGGAGCUGAUCCUGCUGUCCUGCCUCACCAUCUACAGCGCACAGAUCUUUGGAGACCUGGCCGACGUCACCGCAAAGUACACUCCCUCUGAUGAGGAGCUGCAGGGGUAAGUACUGCCAGGCAGUGGGAUCACUGUCAGGGUUAAACAUUGAUACUAGGGUUAACCAACCUGCCGGCCAUGUGUUCAUAGGUUUAUUCUGCUAUCAAUGUAUGGAAAGAGACCAUUUAGCUGAGAGACCCUACUCUUAUUUUGUAUUGGCGUUCAUGCAUCAGAGGUUACAAUGCCAUAUUGUUCGCUCACCUAGGCUUAUGUUAUUGUAGUAUUCUUCGGAGGUGUGGUGGCUGAAUAUGGCUCUAAAGAGAGGGGAUCAUGUCAAAAGUUGAGUUGUGUUUCCUUCUGCAACAACAGCCUCCUAUAGAGACCACCAUUCCACACUGUCAGUUCACUAUCUCUAAAGGCUGUGAUGUCUCUACCAUUACAUACGGGUAUAUUGGCAUUGGACGUGUGCCAAAUGAACUGUCCUGUGAAGCAGACAACUCCUCUGGACUGUGGCUAGCACAGUCUGGGCCAUUAUGAAAUACAGGUCCGUCUUAGAUUGGCCAUAAUACUGUGGGGGCUUAGUAGUGUGUAAAUCAAACCAGAGUUAUCUGACCUUAUGGUACACUUGCUCCUAAUUUUCAAUUGAAUUUACAGCUGGGUUGUGUUGCAAUAGCCCAUUUGCCUGCAGUUUGCCCAUUCAAGGAGAAGGUGUCUGAUUAACUAUGGAAGUGCUAAACGGUGUGUAGGCACAUGUACUAAAGAUAUAAGUUAAAGAGACCCAGAUCUAAGGGGAGCUUUAGUGUAGAGAAAGGCAUGGAGAUUGAUGAGUUCAGUUAUUCAGUUUGACAUGUUUUAGUACCUGCUCCUUAAAGCCAGGGGCGCAACUUUCACUGGGGACAGGGAGACAUGUCCCCCCACAUUCUAAAAUUGCAUUUUUGUCCCCCCCCCCCCCGUUUUAUCAUUGGAAUGUGAUACAAAACGAGGCAACGGUGUGCUUUAGGACCAUGUGGACGCCUCCGAGCAGUCGGGUAGGCUGUUUGGAGUGUUUAUCUGACUGGAUAAAAAAUUAAAUAAUAACACAUUAUGUCCCCCCCACUUCUAAAACCAAAGUUGCGCCCCUGCUUAAAGCUAAAGGAAAUGUUUAGUCAGUGAGAUGAAUGGCCCUAAUCACUUGUAGUGGAUCAGGCAUAAUCCACUUCUCCCCCUUUAAUUUCCCCUCAUCUUCUUAUUAUGGUCAUGAAUCAACUCUCACAUUAUCAUGAUUCUACUCUCUUUUAACUUUUUCUUCCUUGAAAUCUUCCACUUCUGUAGCGUAUGCAAGUGUGUAUGAGAGCUGGUAGUCUUGUUGAUUUUGUGUGUUUCGUGUGUGUUAUGUUUUUGUGUGUGUCACAUUUCACAAUCUCACCAUGUUUUUGUAUGCGUCCCCGCCAGGUUCAGUGAGGAUAGCAUGGAGGUGAUGGAGAGGUUGAUCUAUCUGUUCCGCAAGUUCCACCAGUUGAAGGUCAGCAACGAGGAGUACGCCUGCAUGAAAGCCAUCAACUUCUUGAACCAAGGUAACACACACAUGCACAGCCAGCCAGACACAGCACUGUUCCAACAGGACUUAAAAAACUGCUCUGCUGCUCAGAUGCUUUAUUGAAUAAAAAGUAUGAAAAUGCCACACAUACUGUACAUAUAGCUAAGGUCCUCUCCUCAAUGUGUUCCUGUCUGUCGUGCAGAUAUCCGCGGUCUGACUAACGUCUCCCAGUUGGAGCAGCUGAACAAGCGUUACUGGUACAUGUGUCAGGACUACACUGAGUACAAGUACCCUCACCAGCCCAAACGCUUCCCUGAGAUCAUGAUGUGUCUGCCAGAGGUCCGUUUCAUGGCAGGUAAGUUGGGGCAUGGGGAUUGGCAUGGCAGGCGGUGUAUUAUGACAUGCUAAUAUAAAGGUCCAUAGCAAGGUAGGCGAUAGGAUAAUUGUUCUGUACUCACACCCUGUAAAACGUGUUUCUUUCCAGGGAAGCUGGUGAACGUUCCCCUGGAACAGCUCCCCCUCUUGUUCAAAGCAGUCUUGCACUCCUGCAAAUCCAGCUUCAUCAGCAACAGGACAGGAAGUUCCCCCUGUCUGACUACUAUGGGUACCUGCCCCGGGAACUGA